Eupeodes corollae is the source of this 1047-nucleotide messenger RNA. Its product is annotated as lipoprotein lipase-like. The record is from RefSeq and is a predicted model, not a curated record. Lineage: Eukaryota; Metazoa; Arthropoda; Insecta; Diptera; Syrphidae. Gene Ontology annotation, molecular function: lipase activity. The transcript is spliced from 3 exons. Gene Ontology annotation, biological process: lipid metabolic process. Bases 1 to 1047 code for a protein of 348 amino acids.
AUGAAGCAACACAUCAUUCUAGUAGCAGCAGUUGCUGUAGUCUUGGGACUCAUUGAAGGAGGAUUUUCAUUUCCGGCGGACCAACGAGAAGCAGACACACUUUGGCCAAUUCCACACAAGAACGGCAGUUUUCGGUGGAUGACAGAGACUGAAGCAGCUAAAGAGGCAAAUGGCGCGGAAUUCAAUCAGACAUUUGACAGCAUUAAGUUCUUCUUAUACACUGAGGCAAAUCCAACCGAACCAACAGAAAUCAUCAAGGACGACUUGAAAUCGUUGGCACGUUCAAACUUCGACUCCAAGAAUCCAACCAGAUUCAUGAUUCAUGGCUGGAUGAGUGGCUACGGAGCAGGAUGGUCCAUUCGUGAGGCUCUUUUGAUGAACGGGACAAACAGGCAGUACAAUUUCAUUUCGGUUGAUUGGAGCGUUUACGCCAGAUCGAUGUUCUAUAUCUCUUCGCAAAGGAAGUGCUCCAAGGUGGGUAAGAUUAUCGCCGAAUUCAUCGAUUGGCUGCAUGAUGAAACAAACCUGUCGUUCGAUUCGCUGGCCAUCUAUGGAAGUAGUUUGGGUGCACAUGUUGCAGGAUUCGCCGGAAAGAACGUGAAGCGUGGAAAAGUCCAGACCAUCGUUGGUUUUGAUCCAGCAAUGCCACUUUUCCGAUAUGACAAGCGGGAAAAACGUUUAUCUUCAAGUGACGCUGUGUAUGUUGAAACAAUUCAAACCAAUGGCGGAUUCUUGGGUUUCUAUGAACCUAUUGGAAAGGCAGCAUUCUACCCGAACGGUGGAAAGUCACAACCAGGAUGCGAUGGUUAUUUCUUCUGUUCUCACGGACGAUCUCUGGAGUAUUUCGCCGAAGCACUUUUGCAGGAAAAGAAUAAUACGUUCUUUGCAAUAGAAUGCAGUGAUCUUGAGAGCAUGCAGAACGCAGCUUGUGGUGGAAGAGUAACCGGAGUCCGAUUAGGUGAUCCAAAUAAUGUCAAGAAAGCGAAGGGUAUUUACUAUUUACCAACAAAUAGUCAAUCACCGUACUCUAUCAUUAAGAAACUUUAA